UUUUCAUGGUUUAGCAGCAGCGCCCCCUUGUGUCCGAAGACAGUAACUACUUCAACCGGAUUGGCCAUUCGGUUGUCAGGAGUGUUUACAGGAAACAUGGCUUCUCUGUCUGUAGGAGAGCUUCAAGAAAUGGAAGUGGACCGAAGGGGUGAGUCUGAGGAGUCUGGCGAUGAUGAUACCAGAAGAAAGAGCAUCAACGGUGACGUGGACCCAAAUCAGCCCACAGCCACAAUUAAAGAAGAGUCCCCUGUUGACAUGGACACUAUAACCCUGGACCCAGAGGAAGAGGAUGUUGAUCUUGUUCAUUGUCGUAUUGGAAAAAUUGAAGGACUGGAGGUUCUACAGAAGGCUAAAACACUAUCCUUAAGACAGAACCUCAUCAAAAAGAUUGAAAACCUUGAGAGCUUGAGCUCGCUGCGAGAACUAGAUCUCUAUGACAAUCAGAUCCGCAAACUAGAGAACCUCAGCCACCUCAAAGAAUUAGAAGUGCUUGAUGUUUCCUUUAACAUUUUGAGGAAAGUGGAGAAUAUGGAGGAGUUGACGAAGCUGAAAAAGCUUUUUGUGGUUCACAACAAAGUCACGGCCAUCUCCAACCUGGACCACCUUACAGAGCUGGAGAUGCUGGAGCUGGGCUCUAAUCGAAUUCGAGUCAUUGAAAACCUGGACGCUCUUUCGUCCUUGCAAAGCCUGUUUCUUGGAACCAAUAAAAUAACAAAGCUUCAGAAUCUGGACAGUUUACAUAACCUGACCGUUUUAAGCAUUCAGAGUAACCGGAUUACUAAAAUCGAGGGCCUACAGAACCUGGUCAACCUGAAGGAGCUCUAUCUGAGCCACAAUGGCAUUGAGGUCAUAGAAGGCCUGGAGAACAACAAAAAACUGACAACGCUGGAUGUUGCUGCCAAUCGAGUAAAGAAAAUUGAGAACAUCAGCCAUCUGACAGAGCUGCAGGAGUUCUGGAUGAACGACAAUCAGGUAGACAACUGGUCCGACCUGGACGAGCUGAAGAACGCCAAGUCCCUGGAAACGGUGUACCUGGAGCGGAACCCUCUACAGAAAGAUCCUCAGUACCGAAGAAAGAUCAUGCUGGCGCUGCCGAGCGUGCGCCAGAUCGACGCUACCUUUAUUCGCUUCUAAACUGCGGUGUACGGCCCACCUGCCUCCCACUCGGUGUUUCACCUCACCCCCCACCCCCCCCUGCCUGCCCCGCCCACUAAAACAGCUCCUCCAACAUAUCGGCCUCACUAUGUCCUAAAGUCACUCCAAAAAAAAAGGAUACACAUUCCAUCACUCAACAUACAUGGAUGCAUGUAUGUAUGCACUCAUUCAAACCUCAAUUAAAGCUGUUGUGUGCAAGCUCUUAUUUAUUAAGUUUUAACUGUGAAAAUGGGAAAGCUGCCCUCCACUCAUGUCCUCAUAUUUCCUCUGCACUUUGCUGUUGUUUUUUUUUUUUUUUUCUCUCCUUUUGUUUUAGUUUUAUUUGCAUAUUGGAUAAAGUUGAGCAUCCCAGAGCUCCUGUGGCCAUCAGGAAACUAAGAAGUCACUCUUACCAAGGUUCUCCCCAGAAAUUUAGAGUAUAGCGGAUGGGCUGUCAGAUUUUACCCGAAGCAGCGCUGUUCCAAGUACAAACAGGCCAUUCUGGCCCAUAUUCCAUCCUCUGGGGAGAACCCUGCUCACCAAACACAUCGAGGAAGUUGCACUGUUGUCAUAAUAGUGGAAAGGGGGGCAAAUGUUACUGUUUUAGGAAAGUUUUUUUUUUUUUUUUCUUUAUUUGUUUUUCCACAUUGAUGCUGUUUGCAGAACUCAACCUGAAGAAAAAGACCAAUUCAUGAUGAAACGUUUAAAGGGUAAUUGUAUGAAAAUUAAAAGGUAGAAUCGACAUAUUUGGUUUUCUGAAUUCUGCUCCAGCUCACUCGAGAAAUUUAUCUUGAAAGUUUUGAAAACCACACAAACUGCAGCCUUAAAGCAUCUGAUAAUUAAAAGCAGCCCAGGAAAAUGGCGCAGGCAAUCUCCUUAGGACCAGCAUCCUUUACUUGUGUGUCGUUUUAAGUGAGCUCUUAUUGUCACAAAGGGAAAUCUGUGGGUUUAUGUUAGCCUCGUCUGUUACUUCAAAUUAUUUUACCACUUAGAUUUAAAAGCUGAGUAACAGUAAUGACUUCUGCAGGAAAGUAAAACUCAUGAGAAUGUAAGGAACUACCCAUACUGAUGUUAUCAGUGGUACUUUACCACUUUAUUUAUUUUUUUUUUCAUUAGGCAUUUAAACCAGUAAACUCUCUGAUUCCAACCUUUUGGUCUCUUUUACUUUCAGCAGGUGGUUCAUUCACUGUACUUAGGCACCUAACAAUAACACGUAGAUUGUAUCAGAAUUAUAUGUAUAUUCUAAUGGCUGGACUUAUCUCACAAUGUGUUUACAAAUGCAACCUAAACUCAGUGUUGGCACAAAGACAAUUAAAUACAUUAGGAUAGGAGUACUCCACCAUUAAGCUUUUGACACGUAGGAUGGCUUAAAAUUCAUAAAUAUCGACAGUCCAUAGUUGCUUAGAGGCCCGCCGCAAAUCUAUUCAAAAUUAUCUGGCAAGUUUCUUGUUUCUAAGUCUUGGGUGCUCGUGGAAAACUCGCUGGUCCAAAUGAGUAUAGUGAUGAAUCUUUGAUGUAAAAGGACGCCACACCUCAGGGAUAGAAGCUCGCAGAAUAACUCGUCAGAAAACAAAUAAAUACUACGGCAAGUGCUAAACGUAAGUGCACUUUAGUUUUCUUGUCAUCUAACCGCUUUCUGUCAGUGGCCUUUUAAUGGAUAAAUUGGCCCAAAUUAUCACCUUUUUAUAGGCAUAAACAUGGCAAAAUAAAAUUAAAAGUUUAUACCAUAGAGUAGGUCAUUUAGGUGGUUACUCAUUUUCAAAGGAAGCAACUUGUUACCUUUUUAAAAGCCUAAUUUUGAUAAUUAGAGAUAUACAAUUAGUUUCAGGAGCCAACUAUGAGCCUGUAUAACAGCUAUGGACCCACGUAAGACUAUCGACAAGAACAUUCUGCAUAACUAAUAUGAAUGUAAAUCUAUAUUCAGUUAAAUUAACUGAAGAAAAAGUGAACUGAAUUGGACGUGCCACGAUGUGAGUUUGUAAAUACUGGACAUGUCAUGAUGUAGGUGGCCUGUGCCGCCGCCGCCGCCACCACCUUCCCCUUUGUAAAGUGAUGUUUUACCGUGUUGUUUGUGUCAGGCAGCACAACGGAUUUGUGUGAGACUCAGAGUAAAGGAACAGAACAAAACCUCGGCGGCCAUGUUGGAGCAUUGAAACCAACUGCUUUCAGCUCCUUGUUGUCAGAACUGAGUCCUCAGGUUCGAGACUUAGUUGAUGCUCUUUGCAAAAUGAAUGUAAUAUGCAAAUAACAAUAAAGCGACACUACUUAAGAAGAAAA
Fundulus heteroclitus (mummichog) is the source of this 3411-nucleotide messenger RNA. RefSeq names its product protein phosphatase 1, regulatory (inhibitor) subunit 7 (gene ppp1r7). Gene Ontology annotation, molecular function: protein binding. The coding region runs from base 97 to 1134 and encodes 345 amino acids. Lineage: Eukaryota; Metazoa; Chordata; Actinopteri; Cyprinodontiformes; Fundulidae. The record is from RefSeq and is a predicted model, not a curated record. The transcript has 10 exons.